Microsporum canis CBS 113480 is the source of this 2067-nucleotide messenger RNA. Its product is annotated as peroxin 8. Lineage: Eukaryota; Fungi; Ascomycota; Eurotiomycetes; Onygenales; Arthrodermataceae. The transcript is spliced from 5 exons. The record is from RefSeq and is a predicted model, not a curated record. Bases 1 to 2067 code for a protein of 688 amino acids.
AUGGGAACUGAAAGGUCCCUUGCGACACUAUUGCGGUCGCUUCAGACUGCAACAUCCCCACAAGAUGCGCUCAAUCUCUUACCGUCAGCUUUGGGUCAUCUAACCUUGCUCGCCAAUCCUUUGAAUGUCACACUUUUAUCUACUCAGCUGCUUUGUUCGGAAUCACUGUGGGGGCUAGCUCCUCUUGAUUUACACUCCUGUCGCCGGAUCCUGAGCGUCUUCAACACAGCAGCAAUCACUAUCGUAAACCAUGAAUCUGCCUAUGAUCCGCACUCCCCGAACCUACAACGCCGUGGGCUGGAGCGAGAAGACUGGCUGAAGGCUGUGGUAAACGGCGCGGACGAGAAGUCGCCACGAUGGCGGCAUCUUCUUCUCCUUGGUGGACUGUUGCUAGGAUUCGAAGGCCAAAAUCGUCGAAGUCUACCAUAUAGUUUAAGGAAAAAGUUGGAAGCUGCUCUGGUGACUGGAAUACAACUAUCCCUCGACGAACUUGCAUCUACUCCAACGAUAGCCGCGUAUACGAUCGUACUUGUUCUAAACUAUACUUUUGAACUACUAUCAGACUGGGAACGUAGCAGGAUCAACUACGACAUCCUACUUCCUAUAAUAGCUGAUGCUGCAUUCCUAUCGCCAGAAGGACUUGAAUCUGGAUACUUUCUCGGCUCUAUCGAUAGAGGAAUCAUGGAAAUACCUGGCCAGGGCAAGUUUGGCUGGCCAGAAAACUCGCCAUCAUACCACCAAGCCAAAGCUAUAUUAGCGAGGCCCUUAGUUGGUUCCUUCGGACCGUUGUCUAGAUUGAUAGCGCAUGCAAUUGAGAACACCAAUAAUCGUGGACAGGUCAUCCAAGUACUGGACUCACUAUUCGAGUUAUCUAGAACACUGAUGGUCCAAUGGCGCCAAAACAAACUGUCGGAAAUUGACCAAUCUGAGGAAUCUGAAUUUCUAGACGCGGCCUCAAUACAGACUACUGUUCCUACCCUCUGGAAAUUACUAAAUAUACCGCUCUUUUCUUUUAUCAUUGUCCUACGCGCGAUCCUCGGAAGAGUGCUUAACGAUCCUAUUCUAGCCUCUGAUAGGAGCAGCCCCUUUAUUGCUUCCAAGUCUCUUAAAUCCCUCCGGCAUCUUGCCUUUAUCACCUCAAGAACCGGAUAUAGCAGCUCAUCGCAAUAUGUCUUUGUUAAUUUGACGGCCAUUGAUAUCCUCGCACAGUAUCCUAACUUAUCAGAGGACUUCUUAGAAGAGAUUCGGCCGUCCGACUCGUCAAAGAUCCCUCCUCAUCCGCUAGACAGAUGUCUAGACCUCUUCUUCCUCAACACAGCUGAGCAUUUCAGUUUGAUAGUAUCGCCUAUCUUAAAUGAGCGUCUCCUACUAUCAGCCGCACAGCCUUAUCUCGCAGCGGGGGGGAACAACCAUUUAUUGGAAAUAUUUGAAUCUGCUCAUAGCGUGGUCCUUGCUGUCCUUGCAGCCCCACAAAGCGCUGAUAUGGCUGCGAAACAUCUCCCAUCCUAUGUCAAUACCCUAUUUACUGUUUUUCCGCAAAAUCUAUCAGCGAGACAAUUUCGACUCGCUUUUAAAACUAUCCUUAAAAUAACAGCUCCCCCUUCUCCUCUUGCUAACAGUCAGCCAUAUCUACCUUCGGUCCUCCUCCAACUUUUAUAUGAUAGAGCUAUAGAUGCACCUACAACGCCACUAUUACCGCCAGCCACUGACUCAACCCCAAACCCAGCAUCAGAGGACCUUUCCGAGCAAGGUGUGCUUACAAUGAGUAUAAUUGAUGGCCUUCCUUUUCUCCGGGUGGAGCUACUCGAAGACUGGUUAGACCUGACUGUUGAUAUAAUAAACCGCAUCCCGGACAAAGACAUGAGGAGAAAAUGCCAAGAGAAGUUCUGGGAUACGUUGAGCAAUGGCGAUAUGGAUGUUGAAAGAGCCAACUUCUGUGUGACGUGGUGGAGUACGCGAUCAGGCAGAGAUAUGCUUCUACAGAAGUCCGAGGAAGAGGAUGCUCAGAUGUUGAGUAUGAGCGGUGGAUUACUCUCACAGCCCUUACAGAUAAUCUUCGACAGUUGA